CCGCGGCUUGUGCGGACACGCGGCCACCUCCGUCACUGCGGACCCAAGCUGCGCUGAUUGGCGGGAGGGUGGCUGGCCAGGACGCAGGGGGUCCGCUGCUAUGUACCCGGAGCUCUUUGCUCCAGGAGCACUAUGACCUGACCUGUGGGGGCCCUGGCCGGGGCUCCUGCCACUAGGCAGUCUUAAGAAAGCAGGGACCGCGGCUAAGCUCCCACCAGGGAGUCCGGGUCUUUAGGCACCGCCGCCCCUAACUGCCUCGGGCACUGGCUGCGCCCCCCUGCCCUGCGCCAUGGAGCUCUCGGAUGUGCGCUGUCUGAGCGGCAGCGAGGAACUCUACACCAUCCACCCGACGCCCCCGGCCGGCGACGGCGGGAGCGGCUCGCGGCCGCAGCGGCUGCUGUGGCAGACGGCGGUGCGACACAUCACAGAGCAGCGCUUCAUCCACGGACACCGGGGCGGCGGCGGCGGCGGAUCCCGGAAAACCUCGAACCCCGCGGGGAGCGCUCCCAACCACCAUGCGCCGCAGCUGUCGGUGGACUCCGCGCUGCCGCUCUAUUCGCUGGGCCCCGGGGACCGAGCUCACAGCACCGGAGGCACCAAAGUCUUCCCCGAACGCAGCGGGAGCGGCAGUGCGAGUGUCAGCGGAGGAGGCGGAGACCUGGGCUUCCUGCACCUUGACUGCGCCCCGAGUAACUCGGAUUUCUUCCUCAAUGGGGGCUACAGCUACCGAGGGGUUAUUUUCCCCACCCUGCGCAACUCCUUCAAGUCUCGGGAUCUGGAGCGCCUCUACCAGCGCUAUUUCCUGGGCCAGAGGCGCAAAUCAGAGGUGGUCAUGAACGUGCUGGAUGUGCUGACAAAACUAACCCUCUUGGUCCUCCACUUGAGUCUGGCCUCUGCCCCAAUGGACCCACUCAAGGGCAUCUUGCUGGGCUUCUUCACUGGCAUCGAGGUGGUAAUCUGCGCCCUCGUAGUGGUCAGGAAGGACACCACCUCGCACACGUACCUGCAAUACAGCGGUGUGGUCACCUGGGUGGCCAUGACCACCCAGAUCCUGGCAGCGGGCCUUGGCUAUGGGCUUCUGGGCGACGGCAUAGGCUACGUGCUCUUCACGCUCUUCGCCACCUACAGCAUGCUUCCGUUGCCACUUACCUGGGCCAUCCUAGCGGGCCUGGGCACAUCGCUAUUACAAGUGAUCCUCCAAGUGGUCAUUCCUCGGCUGGCAGGCAUUCCCAUGAAUCAGGUCGUGGCCCAGGCCGUGCUAUUCGUGUGCAUGAACACAGCUGGCGUCUGUAUCAGUUACCUGUCAGACCGCGCCCAGCGACAGGCCUUCCUGGAGACAAGGAGGUGUGUGGAGGCCAGGCUGCGCCUGGAGACCGAGAACCAAAGACAGGAGCGGCUUGUGCUGUCAGUGCUCCCCCGGUUCGUGGUCCUGGAAAUGAUCAAUGACAUGACCAACGUGGAGGAUGAGCACCUGCAGCAUCAGUUCCACCGCAUCUACAUCCACCGCUACGAGAACGUCAGUAUUCUUUUUGCAGAUGUUAAAGGAUUUACAAACCUCUCUACGACCUUGUCUGCUCAGGAGCUGGUCAGGAUGCUCAACGAGCUCUUUGCCAGAUUUGAUCGGCUGGCCCAUGAGCAUCACUGCCUUCGCAUCAAAAUCCUCGGGGACUGCUACUAUUGUGUCUCUGGACUCCCUGAGCCCCGCCAGGACCACGCCCACUGCUGUGUGGAGAUGGGCCUCAGCAUGAUCAAAACCAUCAGGUACGUGAGGUCAAGGACGAAGCAUGACGUCGACAUGCGGAUCGGGAUCCACUCGGGCUCAGUGCUGUGCGGUGUGCUGGGCCUAAGGAAGUGGCAGUUUGAUGUCUGGUCUUGGGAUGUGGACAUUGCAAAUAAACUUGAAUCUGGUGGAAUUCCUGGGAGGAUCCACAUUUCCAAAGCCACACUGGACUGCCUCAACGGUGACUAUAAUGUGGAAGAGGGUCAUGGUAAAGAGAGGAAUGAAUUCUUGAGAAAGCAUAACAUAGAGACCUAUUUGAUUAAGCAGCCAGAAGAGAGUUUGCUUUCCUUGCCUGAAGACAUUGUAAAGGAAUCGGUGAGCUCCGCAGACAGGAGAAGCAGUGGGGCAACAUUCACAGAAGGAUCCUGGAGCCCAGAACUGCCUUUUGAUAACAUUGUGGGGAAACAGAAUACUCUGGCUGCCCUAACAAGAAAUUCAAUAAAUCUGCUUCCAAACCAUCUUGCACAAGCUUUGCAUGUCCAGUCUGGGCCUGAGGAAAUUAACAAGAGAAUAGAGCACACCAUCGACUUGCGGAGUGGCGAUAAGCUGAGAAGAGAGCACAUCAAGGCGUUCUCGCUGACGUUUAAAGACUCCAGCCUGGAGCACAAGUAUUCUCAAAUGAGGGAUGAAGUAUUCAAGUCAAACUUGGUCUGUGCAUUUAUCGUCCUUCUGUUUAUCACUGCGAUUCAAAGCUUGCUUCCUUCUUCAAGGCUGGUGCCCAUGACCAUCCAGUUCUCUGUUCUGAUCAUGCUGCAUGCUGCUCUGGUCCUCAUCACCACCGCGGAGGACUACAAGUGUCUCCCCCUCGUCCUCCGGAAAACCUGCUGUUGGAUCAAUGAAACCUACUUGGCCCGGAAUGUCAUCAUCUUUGCCUCUAUCCUGAUUAACUUCCUGGGUGCCGCACUUAAUAUCCUGUGGUGUGAUUUUGACAAGUCGAUACCCUUGAAGAACCUGACUUUCAAUUCCUCAGCUGUGUUUACAGAUAUCUGCUCCUACCCAGAGUACUUUGUCUUCACGGGGGUACUGGCCAUGGUGACCUGUGCGGUUUUUCUCCGACUUAACUCUGUCCUGAAGCUGGCUGUGCUACUGAUCAUGAUAGCCAUCUAUGCUCUGCUGACAGAGACCGUCUAUGCAGGCCUCUUUCUUCGUUAUGACAACCUAAACCACAGUGGAGAAGAUUUCCUGGGGACCAAAGAGGCAUCACUGCUGCUGAUGGCCAUGUUCCUCCUGGCUGUGUUCUAUCACGGACAGCAGCUGGAGUACACAGCCCGCCUGGACUUCCUAUGGCGAGUGCAGGCCAAAGAGGAGAUCAAUGAGAUGAGGGAGCUGAGGGAGCACAACGAGAACAUGCUGCGCAACAUCUUGCCCAGCCACGUGGCCCGCCACUUCCUGGAGAAGGACCGAGACAACGAGGAGCUGUACUCUCAAUCCUACGAUGCUGUUGGGGUGAUGUUCGCCUCCAUCCCAGGAUUCGCGGACUUUUACUCUCAGACGGAAAUGAACAACCAAGGGGUGGAAUGCCUGCGCUUGCUGAAUGAGAUCAUCGCUGACUUUGAUGAGCUGCUUGGGGAAGAUCGGUUUCAAGACAUUGAGAAGAUUAAGACCAUUGGUAGCACCUACAUGGCUGUCUCUGGCCUGUCACCAGAAAAACAGCAGUGUGAAGACAAGUGGGGGCAUCUGUGUGCCCUGGCUGACUUCUCUCUCGCCCUGACUGAAAGCAUACAAGAAAUCAACAAGCACUCAUUCAACAAUUUUGAGCUCCGGAUUGGCAUCAGCCAUGGCUCAGUGGUAGCAGGUGUGAUCGGCGCUAAGAAACCCCAGUAUGACAUUUGGGGCAAAACUGUGAACCUGGCAAGUCGAAUGGACAGCACAGGAGUGAGCGGCCGGAUCCAGGUUCCCGAGGAGACCUAUCUCAUCCUGAAGGAUCAGGGCUUUGCCUUCGACUACCGAGGGGAAAUCUACGUGAAAGGCAUCAGUGAGCAGGAAGGGAAAAUCAAAACAUACUUUCUCCUGGGAAGAGUCCAACCCAACCCAUUCAUCUUGCCCCCAAGAAGAGUACCCGGUCAGUACUCCCUGGCCGCCGUUGUCCUGGGCCUGGUCCAGUCCCUCAACAGGCAAAGGCAGAAGCAACUACUUAAUGAGAACAGCAACACGGGCAUCAUCAAGGGGCAUUACAACCGGCGGACUUUGUUGACACCCAGCGGGCCAGAGCCAGGAGCUCAAGCCGAAGGCACCGAUAAGUCUGAUUUGCCAUAAAAUCAUUUUCUUUGUGUUUCUUUUCUUUUGUAUUUCUUUUAUAUAUAAAAUAAAUAUACUAAUAAAAAGGUUUAAUUUUUUUUAGAAUAA
Jaculus jaculus (lesser Egyptian jerboa) is the source of this 4126-nucleotide messenger RNA. It is a transcript of the gene Adcy8, whose product is annotated as adenylate cyclase 8. Gene Ontology annotation, molecular function: adenylate cyclase activity. The transcript is spliced from 18 exons. The record is from RefSeq and is a predicted model, not a curated record. Lineage: Eukaryota; Metazoa; Chordata; Mammalia; Rodentia; Dipodidae. Gene Ontology annotation, biological process: adenylate cyclase-activating G protein-coupled receptor signaling pathway; cAMP biosynthetic process; intracellular signal transduction. The coding region runs from base 290 to 4036 and encodes 1248 amino acids. Gene Ontology annotation, cellular component: plasma membrane.